AGGGCAACCUUGACUGCAAACCACGAUAUCGAUGCCUAUUGUGCAGUUUACGCCCUUUUCUUCGCUUGUUGAGCCCAACUUCUGGCAUGCCCUUACCGACCUGAAGAUUGACGUUCUCCGAUUGUCAGAGGAUUCUGUUUCGAUCACUGGCUCGUACGCUUCGGGCCGCUCGUUUGUCGAUCGCGAGACAGGCAAGGAGAUCGCAUUGGGAUGUACGGUGGACAUUGGCGGAGAGGCGUUCAGUAAAGACGUUCAGGUACCACCGCAUUCCAUUACGGCCACAGGUAUCUUCAAGAACUAUAACACAAUAGAGGAAUUUAAGGCAGCCGAUAAGACUGCUUCAUUCAACCAAGCAGCAGAUGAAGUAUGCAUAUAUGGGCCAGUAUCGAGAAAGGAUCAACCUCUCUGCUGACUCACUUCCUCCUGAUCACUUUCGCUGAUCUGAAGAAGUAUAAGUACUAUUACUGGUUUGCUUUCCCAGCCUUUGUUACGAAACCUGCCUGGGAAGUCGACGGCGACUGGAGAGGGGCAUCGGACCAAUUUAGCAACGAAGCGCUGAACACUAUCUUCAACACUGUACACCUAUCACCAAAACCUUUCUUCCUAGUGAGAACAUCAGGCAAAGCACCAGAAAUUGGACCCAUAGAAGAAUACGAUUCAUUCUUCAAAGGUGUUCCAACUAAUGAACGUACAAUAGCCUUCCUCGAUCCAUCUGCAGCACCCUCUAACCCAGGUUGGCCACUCCGAAACCUUCUGACUUACCUCCGAUACCACUUUCCGUCGGCCGCUUCGGAAGGAUUCCGUGUUCUAUGUUGGCGUGAUACAGAACAUGUCCCUCAUGAUGGUCGUUGGAAAAGUCGGUUUGGGAUUGUCAGAACUUCGGGUGAAGGGGGCAAAGACAGGCCGACUGCUGUUGGAUGGGAAAAGAAUGUGCAGGGCAAACUUGGACCAAGGGUUGCGGACCUUGCGCCCAUGAUGGACCCUAAGAGACUGGCCGACCAAGCAGUGGACCUCAAUCUCAAACUCAUGCGAUGGCGUAUCCUACCAGCUUUAGAUCUUGACAAGAUCGCUUCGACCAAGUGUCUUCUUCUUGGCGCCGGCACCUUGGGGUGCUAUGUAGCCCGAACGCUGAUGGGAUGGGGAGUUCGAAAGAUUACGUUUGUUGACUCUGCCCGUGUCUCGUUUUCAAACCCCGUUCGACAACCACUAUUCGAGUUCGAGGAUUGUCUAAACGGUGGGAAGCCUAAGGCAGCGUGCGCUGCUGAGAGACUCAAGAAGAUAUUCCCCGGUGUCGAUGCCAGUGGAUUCAACCUCAGUAUACCCAUGCCCGGACAUCCGAUACCCCCAGCAUCAGUUGCCCAAGCGAAACAGGACGUGGCUACUCUAGAACGACUGACUGAUGAGCAUGAUGUCGUUUUCUUGCUUAUGGACUCAAGAGAGAGCCGGUGGUUACCUACUGUGUUAGGAGCCGCUAAGGGGAAGAUCGUCAUGAACGCUGCCCUUGGCUUUGACACCUAUCUCGUUAUGCGACAUGGCGCUCGUGCUUCACUGUCGAAGGGAACUCGUCUAGGAUGUUAUUAUUGCAAUGAUAUCGUUGCUCCAGCUGAUUCUCUUACUGACAGAACACUUGACCAAAUGUGUACUGUAACAAGACCUGGUCUUGCUUCAAUUGCUGCAUCCACUACUGUGGAGUUGCUCGUGUCCUUGCUGCAACACCCUGACGGAAUUAAUGCUCCUCCGCCCCCACCACAACGUGAAAAAGACAUCGAUGAAGAUUCUGCUUCCCGAAGUGUUCUCGGUUUGGUUCCUCACCAACUACGAGGGUUCCUGGCUGAAUUUAGGAACAUGCCGAUCACUGGCGCUGCUUAUAACCGAUGCACUGGAUGCAGUGACACUGUCAUUGAUGCAUACGAGACCCGGGGAUUUGAGGUCCUUCUGAAGGCGUUCAACGAGACAGGAUUCCUCGAGUCUUUGACAGGUUUGGACAAAUUAUACGCAGAGGGGGAGGCGGCACUAGAGAAUGUGGAUUGGGAAAUCGAUGAUGAAGAGAAUGACAUGUAGAACUGAUAAGUAUACCCCAGGAUCGGAAUUGCAUUCAAUGUAUUGGUAGUGCAUGUACCCUUUUUACCAUGAGAACGCUGGACAUGAGAGAGUAUGGGAAGGAGGGAGAUAAGAUUAGAUGAUGUUUUGAAGUGUUUUGGCGAUGCCACCUCACGAAAGUUGAGCGACGUGUCAGAUCUAGCAUCUACAAGUACUCUCUUCCUCCC
This is a messenger RNA of Somion occarium, 2267 nucleotides long. Lineage: Eukaryota; Fungi; Basidiomycota; Agaricomycetes; Polyporales; Cerrenaceae. The record is from the annotation of a GenBank genome assembly.